Hemiscyllium ocellatum (epaulette shark) is the source of this 3971-nucleotide messenger RNA. Its product is annotated as zinc finger protein 271-like. Gene Ontology annotation, biological process: regulation of transcription by RNA polymerase II; central nervous system development. NCBI's taxonomy places the organism in Eukaryota, Metazoa, Chordata, Chondrichthyes, Orectolobiformes, Hemiscylliidae. The coding region runs from base 1246 to 2466 and encodes 406 amino acids. Gene Ontology annotation, molecular function: DNA-binding transcription factor activity, RNA polymerase II-specific; RNA polymerase II cis-regulatory region sequence-specific DNA binding. The record is from RefSeq and is a predicted model, not a curated record. The transcript is spliced from 3 exons. Gene Ontology annotation, cellular component: nucleus.
UGUGACUGAGUGUGGGUGCUGGCGCAUGUGCAGUGUCGGUCCUGUAGCGGGACAAAGGCAGUGUGACUGAGUGUGGGUGCUGGCGCAUGUGCAGUGUCGGUCCUGGAGCGGGACAAAGGCAGUGUGACUGAGUGUGGGUACUGGCGCAUGUGCAGUGUCGGUCCUGGAGCGGGACAAAGGCAGUGUGACUGAGUGUGGGUGCUGGCGCAUGUGCAGUGUCGGUCCUGGAGCGGGACAAAGGCAGUGUGACUGAGUGUGGGUGCUGGCGCAUGUGCAGUGUCGGUCCUGGAGCGGGACAAAGGCAGUGUGACUGAGUGUGGGUGCUGGCGCAUGUGCAGUGUCGGUCCUGGAGCGGGACAAAGGCAGUGUGACUGAGUGUGGGUGCUGGCGCAUGUGCAGUGUCGGUCCUGGAGCGGGACAAAGGCAGUGUGACUGAGUGUGGGUGCUGGCGCAUGUGCAGUGUCGGUCCUGGAGCGGGACAAAGGCAGUGUGACUGAGUGUGGGUGCUGGCGGCUGAAGGAACAAGAGUAGAGGAAAGGCUGAGCAGGUCUGGCAGCAGGUGUCGAGAGGAAGCGGAGGAAACGUUUCGGGUCGAGUGAUCCUUCUUCAGAACAGGAGCAGAUUUCAGAAACAUCUCGGGGAGGUCACCGGGUGCGAGCGCCAAGCCCUCGCUCCAGCCCCCGGGGAGAAACGACAGUGAGACAGGGUCCUUCAAGGAGGGGCGACUGACCCAUAGGGCAAGGAAUAUCUUUUCCAGGAUUGUGUUCCUGACAAGUGAGGCAUCCAUCACUUACUUGUUGAGCCAUCUGCUGUAUGCGCGGAUGUCACCAGGCAUUCAAAAGCAAGUCAGAUGUUGAGCGAGCACCACAAGCAUUUGAAGAUGGAUGUUUUAAAAUGAACAGAUGAAGGGCUUAUGCCCAAAAUGUUGACACUCCUCCUAGAAUGCUGCCUGACCCGCUGUGCUUUUCCAGCGCCGUACUUUUCGACUGACUCUCCAGCGCCUGCAGUCUUCACUUUGACGUCAAUGUCUGACAGUCACUCAAGCCAUUGGGAUCACAACAAUUUUCAACUAUGAUUCUGUGAGAAGGAGCGAAGCUUUUUGGCUCCAGUUUGAGUACGGUUUUGUCAUCAGUGAGAGACCCUACUGUUGCAGCGCACUAACUGUGGAGAUAUACAACCCGGAAAGAGGAAUUCACGGCAGGGAGGGGGCUCCACAUGCAUUGAUGUGCGGCUGAAACUUUGGCCAUGGAGAAACCUGAGGAACCCUGCCAUUUGGAGAAACCAUGGAAGUGUGGUGACUGUGGGAAAGGCUUCCGUGUUCCGUCUGCCCUGGAGACUCAUUGGCGCAGUCACACCGGGGAGAGGCCGUUCUCCUGCCCCAUCUGUGGGAAGGCCUUCAGCAAUUCCUCUGCCCUGCUGACCCACCGGCGGGUCCACACGGGGGAGAGGCCCUUCAGCUGCCCCAUCUGCAGGAAGGCCUUCAGCAAUUCCUCUGCAUUGCUGACCCACAAGCGAAUCCACACGGGGGAGAGGCCCUUCAUCUGCCCUGUGUGUGGGAAAUCCUUCAGCAAUUCCUCUGCCCUGCUGAGACACCAGUGGAUCCACACAGGGGAGAGGCCCUUCAGCUGCCCCGUGUGCAGGAAGGCUUUCAUCAAUUCCCGUAACCUGCUCAGGCACCAGCAGGUCCACACGAGGGAGAGGCCCUUCAGCUGCCCCGUGUGCAGGAAGGCUUUCAGCAAUUCCCCCAACCUGCUGAGGCACCAGCGGGUCCACACAGAAGAGAGGCCCUUCACCUGUCCUGAGUGCGGCAAGGGCUUUACCCAGGCCUUCGCCCUGCUGACCCACCGGCGGAUCCACAGUGGGGAGAGGCCCUUCAGCUGCCCCGAGUGUGGGAAGGCCUUCAAUAAUUCCUCCAACCUGCUGAAGCACCGGCGAGUCCACACGGGCGAGAGGCCCUUCAGCUGCCCCGAAUGUGGGAAGGCCUUCAGCAAUUCCUCCAACCUGCUGAAGCACCGGCGGGUCCACACAGGGGAGAGGCCCUUCAGCUGCCCCGAGUGUGGGAAGUCCUUCAGCAAUACCUCCGCCCUGCGGACUCACCGGCGCGUCCACACGGGAGAAAGACCCUUCAGCUGCCCUGAGUGCGGGAAAGCCUUCAGCAAUUCCUCUGAUAGGCAGAAGCACCAGCGGGUCCACACAGGAGAGAGGCCCUUCAGCUGCCCCGAGUGUGGGAAGGCGUUCAGCGAUUCCUCCACCCUGCUGAGGCAUCAGCGGGUCCACACAGGGGAAAGGCCCUUCCGCUGCCCUGAGUGCGAGAAGGCCUUCAGCGAUACUUCCUCUCUGCUAAGACACCAGUGGGUCCACACGGGGAAAAGGCCGUUCACCUGCUCUCAAUGUGGGAAGGGAUUCACCCACUCCUCCCACCUGCGGAGCCACCAGCAAAUUCACGCAUCAUUGCAGACGGAUUGAAGGAGCGAUCACCGAGUGCCAUUAUUGACUGGACUUUCAACCCAGUUCCUGGACCUCCCGGAUUCAAAUCCCACUGUGGCAGAUGGUGGAAUUGGAAUUUCAUAAUGAAUUGGAUAUGAGUUUAAGAGGUAUCGUUAGUAUCAUUUAUAUAAAUGAGGAAAACUAUUGGACCCAGCACCGAUCCUUGUGGCAUACAACUGAUCACAGGCCUCUAAUCUGAAAAAUAACCCUUCACCACCACCCUCUGUCUUCUAUCUUCGAGCUAAUUCUGCAUCCAAAUGGCUAGUUUUUCCUUACUCCAUUAGAUCUAACCUUGCUAACCAGUCGAAAGCCUGUCUGAAGUCCAUUUUGAUCACAUCCACCUCUCUGCUCUCUCAAAUUCUCUCAUCAAUCUCUUCAAAAAGCUCAAUCAAGUUAGAUUGUCAGACAUAACUUCCCACGCACAAAACCACAUUGACGAACCCUGAUCAGUCCUUGCCUUUCCAAAUCCAUUUCCCUACAUUCUAUAUCUUCCAUAUCCUUUUUCACAGUAAGCACUGAUGCAAAAUACUUGCCUAGUAUCUCCCCCAUCUCCACACACAGGCCAUCUUGCUGACUUUGAGGGGCCUUAUUCUCUCCCUAGUUAUGCUUUUGUUCUUAAUGUAUUUGGAAAAACCCUUAGGAUUCUCCUUAACUCUAUUUGCCAAAGCUAACUCAUGUUCCCUUUUUGCCCUCCUGAUUUCCCUACUGCCUUUAUACUCUUCUAAGGAUUCACUUGAUCCAUCCUGUCCAUACCUUACACGUUUCCUUCUUUUUCUUAACCAAACCCUCAAUUUCUUUCAUCAUCCAGCAUUCGCUAUACCUACCAGCCUUUCCUUUCACCCAAACAGGAACAUACUACCUCUGGACUCUCGUUGUCUCAUUUCUGAAAACUUCCCAUUUUCCAGCCAUCCCUUUACCUGCGGACAUCAGCUUUUGAACAUUCCUGCCUGAUACCGUCAAAAUUGGCCUUUUGCCAAUUUAGAACUUCAACUUUUAGAUCUGGUCUAUCCUUUUGCAUCACUGUUUUAAAACUAAUAGAAUUAUGGUCUCUGGUCCCAAAAUGCUCCCCCACUGACACCUCAGUCACUUGCCCUGCCUUUUUCCCAAGAGUAGGUCAGGUUUUGCACCUUCUCUAUAGGUACAUCCACAUACUGAAUCAGAAAAUUUUCUUGUUCAUGCUUAACAAAUUCCUCUCCAUCUAAACCUUUAACACUAUGGCAGUCUCAGUCUAUGUUUGGAAAGUUAAAAUCCCCUAGCAUAACCACCCUACUCUUACAAAUAACUGAAAUCUCCUUACAAAUUUGUUUCUCAAUUUCCUGCUGACUAUUAUGGGGUCUAUAAUACAACAAUAAUCAAUGGUGAUCAUCUGUAUCUUAUUUCUCAGUUCCAUCAAAACAAACUCCCUGGAUGUAUUUCUGGGAAUAUCCUCUCUCACUACAGCUGUAAUGCUAUCCCUUAUCAAAGUGCUACCCUCCGCUCCCCCC